AUGUAUCAGGACUUUACGAUGACAAGUCGUUUCCGUGGCAAGUACCUCUCCGUGAUACCGUCGGACACACAUGUCUAUUUUCCGGGUACCAAGAACCAUUAUUCAUAUAAGAAGAUAACGACAACUGUUCACAAUAUUAUUGUCGGUAAGCUUUGGAUCGAUAAUCAUGGAGAUAUGGAGAUCAUCAACCAUGGUACGGGCGACAAAUGUGUUGUGAAGUUCUUCCCGUACUCCUACUUUAGUAGAGAAGCGCCUAGGAAGGUUGGUGUACUUUUGUAUAUUUUAGUUCCUCCAUCUUUAAAUUCGUUAGUAAUGGCUACCGAAUUCUUUUUUUUUUUCGAUCUGCGAGUUCCCCUUGUUCUGAGAGACUUUAUCCCUUUAUGGCUAGUGCAGUCAUACAGUGUUCUUCGCUGCGAACGCUCGGGCGUGUUAGGGAGGACGGGGAGGUCUACGGUGCUGGCGCUUAGCGGCAUUCACCUUUCCAUGGUUGUGAAGCUAGUGGCGUCGCGCCCAUGGUGGGAAAACGCGGCUAGCGCCGACCGCUCCCAAAUCCAACUCGACCAAAACACCCACAUCCGCAGUGAAGAAACGAAACUGUAA
Molecule: messenger RNA, 600 nt
Organism: Cooperia oncophora
Lineage: Eukaryota; Metazoa; Nematoda; Chromadorea; Rhabditida; Trichostrongylidae
Source: the annotation of a GenBank genome assembly